This is a messenger RNA of Camellia sinensis, 989 nucleotides long. NCBI's taxonomy places the organism in Eukaryota, Viridiplantae, Streptophyta, Magnoliopsida, Ericales, Theaceae. The record is from RefSeq and is a predicted model, not a curated record.
UGUCAUUUUCUUGGUUAAAGACUAGAAAGGAGAUUGGGGAAAGGUGGAAGGCACUCCCCUCUGAUGAGAAAAAGAGGUUUGUCGAAAUGGCUAAGGCGAGCGCUGAGGAACACGCCAAAGUAGUACCAUGUGCACCGAAGUCUGAAAAGGGUAAAAGGCAACUCCGCAUAUCAUUGAAGUCAAUUGUUGAGCUAGUUAACCGGUUCAACGAAGCACAAAAGCAGGCAGUCAUUGACAUUGGGUUUGCUGGCCUCCUGGGGAUGAAGUGUACACGUAUAGAUCACGACUUGUGCGCAUGGUUGGUACAGAACUUCGAUCCUGACAGUAGUUCAUUGAAUGUUCAUGGUUGUCAAGUCAGGCUCACGUGUAAGGCAGUUAAUGUUUUAUUGGGAAUACGGUGUGAAGGCGAUGACGUGCAGUUGGCUGGGUCAUUGGAAGCAUAUCCCAAUAUCUACGAUGAGGUUGGAGUUGUUAACGGAGUCAUUCCUUUGAACAAGUUGAGACUUUAUCUGACCGAGACUGCUGGUGCGGAGGACGAGUUUCGGCGGAAAUUUGCGCUGUACGUGUUGGGGGCCAUGUUGUGUCCUACCACAAUGACCGGGUUGAAGCCAUCGUUCAUUCAUGCCGUGAAGGACGUGAAUCGUAUGCGAGCUUGUAAUUGGGCAAAGUUGACACUGCAAUUCCUUCACAACGGUGUUCGCAAGUAUAAAGGUCAUCGCGGUGCAACUGGAUGUGUUUUCCUGCUAAUGCUGUUGUACCUUGAUUGUGUUUGUCUGAGCUCGACUACGACGCGGUCCACACCUCGGCUUCAUUAUUGGGGUGAUACCCAAAUACGGGAGACGCUGCGACGUAUCAGAAGGAAGCAAAAUUUCCCAACAAUUGCGGUAAGCACUCCUACCACUGUGCACAUUUCACACCAUCGACCCACUUGUCUUCAACAUACAAUGUCAGACUUCAUUUAUGCGUUUCUAUGAUUAGGUGGAGUUUGA